Molecule: messenger RNA, 1425 nt
Organism: Aspergillus bombycis
Lineage: Eukaryota; Fungi; Ascomycota; Eurotiomycetes; Eurotiales; Aspergillaceae
Product: choline-phosphate cytidylyltransferase
Exons: 4
Coding region: 1-1425 (474 amino acids)
Biological process (GO): CDP-choline pathway
Cellular component (GO): nuclear envelope
Molecular function (GO): phosphatidylcholine binding; choline-phosphate cytidylyltransferase activity
Source: RefSeq, a predicted model, not a curated record
AUGUCCUCUCCGUCGUCGGCAGGAAAGCGCAAGCGCAGUGCUUCCCAACAUCUUCCGUCCAACGUUAUCUCCGCUGACCUUCUGCAACCUUCAUCACGCGAUGCAUCGGGUGAAGAUGGCGAUGAUUCGACCGGUCCGAAUACUCCCCUUUCGGUCAAGUACAAGAAGCAGGCGCCAAUUGAUGUAACUUCAGCGGGCAAUGUUCCGCCAUCGAAACGGGCUCGGAAGAGCUCAACGACUGGCGAGCAAACCAAUGGUCCUGCCACCGAUGAGCCUUCGGCGCUCAGCAAAGAAGAUCCGGGCGAGCCGUCCGAAACGACGGUUGCCAGCAGCGACAUCGAAAGCCGAAGCAAGAGCCGGUCGGGAUUACAGAUCAAAACGACAGAUGUUGAGGAUACCGAGGACAUGAUGCAGCCACCUCAGCGGGCUGGGUUGCAGGAUCCGGUUGGAUACCAUACCAAUCCUCCGCCCGUGGGGCGCCCAGUGCGCGUGUAUGCGGAUGGUGUCUUUGAUUUGUUUCACGUGGGCCAUAUGCGUCAGCUUGAGCAGGCGAAGAAGGCCUUCCCGGAUGUGCAUCUGAUGGUCGGUGUGACUGGAGAUGAGGAGACUCACAACCGGAAGGGUCUUACUGUCCUGAGUGGUGCGGAGCGCGCAGAGAGCGUUCGUCACUGUAAAUGGGUGGACGAGGUGAUCCCUAAUUGCCCUUGGCUGUUGACUCCGGAAUUUCUUGACGAGUACCAAAUCGACUACGUGGCGCAUGAUGACCUGCCCUAUGGCGCGGCCGAAGGAGAUGAUAUCUACGCGCCGAUCAAGGCCCAGGGCAAGUUCUUGGUUACUCAGAGGACGGAAGGUGUCAGCACCACGGGAAUUAUCACCAGAAUUGUCCGCGACUACGACCAGUACAUUUCCCGCCAAUUCAAACGAGGCGCCUCGAGACAGGAGCUGAAUGUGUCAUGGCUUAAAAAGAACGAACUGGAAAUCAAGCGACACGUUGCGGAGAUUCGGGAUAAUAUCCGGAACAACUGGACAACCACGGGCCAGGAGCUGGGCCGAGAAUUACGGCAGCUCUGGCAGAAUAGCCGGCCUGGCAGCCCGGCACCGAGCGCGAGGAACAGUGUAGACAUGGGCAGUACACGGGGAAACGUUGUCAGCCCUACCACUGGUACCAUGAAAACCCAUCUGUCCCGGGUGGAAUCAGUGGGUCGAUCUGAAAGUCCCAUUGGAAACGGACGGAAUGAAGACUUUGCAACCGGGUACAGCUUGGGAUUGAUUGGAGGUGUAAGAGCCUGGAUGCGCAGCCGUCGGUCACUCUUGGAAAGCCGCGCCCCUUCCCCGACAAGUGAGGAGGAACAUGAGUCCGAGCAGGAACGCAGCAACGGCCAUAUUGAACCAUUGAAAACGUCCGCCAAUGCCGUGACAAAUUAG